AUGUUUAUUAUUGCAUAUAGUUUUGGUGAUAAAAAUUUACAACUUCGAUACAAGUUUAUGACAAUAUCAUUGAUAAUGAUAGGAGCUGCGGUCAUUGAACACGGUUUACGUUAUGCCACAAUUACAGUAGCAACUGGCUUGUCUGAAAAAUAUAAACAUUUAAAUGAAUCAGUGAUAAAUUCACUCAGUAAACAAGGAUGUGAUGCAAUUAAUUGGCAUCAGUGCAGGAAAAAAUAUGCAUUAUUGAGUAACUUGGUGAAAGAAACAGAUAAUUUUAUUUCUCCAUUGAUACUUUUGUCGUAUUCUACAAAUUUAUAUUUUAUUUGCAUUCAGCUGUUUAAUGGAAUUUUUGUCAGUGCAAAUGGAAAAUUGUCGUAUGUUUAUUUUUUUAUGUCAUUCAUACUUAUUCUUGGAAGAAUUUUCGCUAUUACACUUUCAGCAGCUAGAAUUCACAAUCAAAGUACUAGUAUUUUACCAAAAAUUUAUUGUUGUCCCUCAUCAUCAUUUAGCAGGGAGACUGAACGUCUCCAAUACCAACUUACAAAUGAUGAUGUCACAUUGACAGGGAUGAAAUUUUUUUCAAUUACCCGAACUUUCAUGCUUGCUCUUGUUAGUGCAAUCGUUACUUAUGAACUUAUAAUAUUACAAUUUGGAGAA
Messenger RNA from Aphidius gifuensis, 657 nucleotides. RefSeq names its product gustatory receptor for sugar taste 64f-like. The record is from RefSeq and is a predicted model, not a curated record. The annotation marks the transcript as partial. Gene Ontology annotation, biological process: detection of chemical stimulus involved in sensory perception of taste; sensory perception of chemical stimulus. Gene Ontology annotation, molecular function: taste receptor activity. Lineage: Eukaryota; Metazoa; Arthropoda; Insecta; Hymenoptera; Braconidae. The transcript is spliced from 5 exons. Gene Ontology annotation, cellular component: membrane.